AUGAGUGAUUCAACGCACGAGUCAUCUGCAACAGCAGCAGCAGCAGCAGCAGCAACCGAGUCGGCGUCCACUCAAGCGACAGCAGCAGCAGCAGCAGCAGCAGCAGCAGCAGCGUCGGAGGCCAGCAGCAGCAGCAACAACAGCAGCAGCAGCACGACGACUGCUCCUCCUCCUCCGCAUCGGCCAGCGAGCGGCUCUUCUGCGUCCGCGGCCGUCGACAAGCUCGCCUCAUCGAGCGUGUCGUCGUCGCCCGCAUCGUCGCCGCGGCUGGGCAAGCGCAUGGUCGUGCCGAAUGCAGCGCUGCUCGCAAGCCAAACAAGCAUCAACAGCGUCGACAGCACGGACGACAACAUCAACGGCCCCAACGCGGAUGCAGCCAGCAUUGGAUCUGCCUCUGCAGGCAACACUACCACCACCACCACCACCACCACCAAUGGCAAUGGCAAUGGCAAUGGAACUGGCAGUGGGACGAGCACCCCGCCGACACGCAAGCAGAGCGGCAUGCAGCUCGUCAACAGCGUGAUUGCGCGCUCGUCGCUCUCCGCACAGUCCGCCGCGGUCGUCAAGCCGGCGCCCGUGCAGACCGCUUCGCCUGUCGGUGGCGCAUCGGCGGCCUCUGUGAACUCGGCGGCUGCUGCGGCCACUGCUGCGUCGGCGUCGGCGUCGGGGGCUGACGGAAGCAGCAUCCGCGAUCGCACUGCCUCCGACGUAUCGUCCCGCUCAAGCAGCAGCAAGGACCAGUCAGCAGCUGGAGCAGCAGCAGGAGCAGUGGAUGGCUCUGGUGCAGACGCGGGAGGCGAUGCACACAGCAAGUCGUCCAACCCCGAUGUGCUUGAGGGCUACCUGCACCGCAAGCUGGUCAUGGAAGGCGGCAAGAAGAGCAAGGACCGGUCGUGGAACAAGCUCUACUUUACAUUGAAGGGCAACGAACUCGCGGCCUACAAGGACCACUAUGCGCCCAAGCUCGACCCUACCAAGCGAAAGGAUGCGGCUCCGUUGCGCGUCUUGGAUGUCAGCCAAUGCGUCGCCGAGAUCGCAUACAGCUACCGCAAGCGACCGAACGUGUUUAGCGUCAGCACGGUGCAGGGCGAGCACUACCUCCUUCAGGCUUUCGAUCAAAAUGACAUGCUUGCUUGGGUGAAACGGCUUCACGAGAUUGUCUCGGAGGCAUCUGAUGUUAUGGUCUCGAUCAUGAACAAGAAGGCAUUGGUCGAGUCCGAGCGCCAUCAAAAGCUCAAGAAGGCAGACUCCAUCGGCAGCGACCUCGACAACGUUGGCAAGCUCACCAAAGCCUCUUCAAUCGAAGCACUGGCAGCCGAGGAAACCGAUGCCCCAGCUCCGCCCUCGCGAACCAUCUCGCGAAACCCGAAUGACAACGCGACCGACAACGCGGACGAAGAGAGCGAGCGCCAGAAAAAGAUUUCCACCCUGCAAUCGAGACUCACCGAAGUGAAGGACACGAACGAAGCGGACGCCGAACCAAUCUACGAAACAAUGGAAACAAGUCGCGCAACGCCCGCCGCCGCCGCCGUCGCCAAGCCCGUCUCAAAGGCUCCCGCCGCCCGUCCGGCGAUCGCAGAGGAACUGUACGAGGCCCCCUCCGACAACGCUGACGAUGACAUUUACGAGACCCCGACGGUGGCCACGUCCGCCGCCUCGGAUGACAUGUACGUGACCACCGACGAGCCGCGAGCGCGCACGCAGUCGCAAGCCACUCGGCCCAAGAUGCCAUUGCCGUUCGCGGCCACUGCUGCUGCUACUGCUGCUGCUGCUGCUGCGCCCGCUGCAGCACCUGCUCCGGCCACCUCCGCCGCCGACGAGGACAUGUACGUGACCACUGACGUGCCAGAGCCAAAGCCGAACGCCAAGCCCGCAGCGCCCGCUCCUGCAGCUCAAGACGACCUGUACAUUACGGCCGACGAAACGUCCGCUCCUCCUCCGAAGGUGUCUGCCGCGAGUGCAGCCAUUUUGGCACGCUCAAAGCCAAAGCCCGCUUCCGCGGCUCCUCCUGCUACUGCAGCGGCGGAUGAUGAGGACAUGUACGUCACGACAGACGAGCCGGCUCCGAAACAAGCUGCUCCCUCCGCAGCCAGCGCAGCCAUUCUGGCUCGGUCCCAGAAGAAGCCGACGCCGGCUCCUGCCGCCGCGGAAGAUCUUUACAUUGUAGCAGACGAGCCGGCGCGCGACGACGACGAGUACCUCGAACUCGAGCCCGCCCCAGCCGUCGCCCCGCCCAGCAGCGCACGGCCCAAAAUGCCGCUUCCGACGACCACCGCUCACGAAGAAGACAUGUACGUUACGAGCGACGAGCCUCCGCCGCUGCCAAGCACUCGUGGACGGCCGCCGCUUCAAGUGCCCGCCGCUGCCGCCGAGGAUGGCGACAUUUACGUGACGAGCGACGAGCCAGCCCCUGCAUCGACCGUCCGCCCGCGCAUGCCAUUGCCGUCCGAAAGCGGAGACAUGUAUAUUACCACCGAUGUGGCAGCUCCUGCAGCGCCAGGCUCUGCUCCCUCGAGCAAGAUGAGUGUUCGCCCACGCAUGCCACUGCCGUUCAACCGUGUCGAUGUCGAAAAGCCUGCUCCCGUGCCGACCACGCCUCCUGCCGUCAGCUCGCCAGGCUACCACGACGACGAGGGAAUUUACGAGACUUUGGAUACACUCUCAGGAAAGCCCCUGUCCUCAGCUGUAUCUACACCUGCACCAGCUGCAACUGAGGUUGCCGCUGCAGUCUCUGCAAAGGCAGAGGAGGCAGCAGCAGCAGCAGCAGCAGAGGAAGAAGAAGAAGCGCCCCCGACACCACCUGCUCGACAGGCUGUUGCGCCGCCGCAGCCUGAAGUCGAAGCCACUCCUCCGGCUGUUCUACCCCGCACCGCCUCUGUUGCAGCUGCUUCCAAGCCGGCUGCCAAACCCCUCGACGCAAAGGACAGCAAGGUCGCCGAGCCAGAAGCACACGCUGCGCCCGUGGUGGCGGUGCCGAGGCGCCCGGCCGAGCUGCCUGUCGUCACGCUGGUUGUCGAGCGCAACCCGCGCUCUGACGACGGUGGCUACGCCGACCCUCGCGAAUCGAUGGCUUCCAUCGAAAUGCCGGCUUCCGACUAUGCCGCGCUCCUUACCACCCCGAAUCAGAACGGGGCAGACGGCGAGUCGUCAUCGCGCUCAAAGUCUCCCAUCUACAGCCAGGUGAACAAGCAUCCGCGCCACGACGAGCACCCCGAGCUCGGACAGGCCUUGGAGCUUGCCAAUGGCCGUGUGAAGGCGCUGGAGGACGAAAACGAGUUGCUGCGUCUGCAGCUGGCUGCACGACCGGCGCGUGAUGUUGAUGCCACCUUUGCCUUCCGUGAGGAGCUGCUGUCUUUGCGCGGAUUUGCAGAGCGCUCCGCCGUGGAAAAUGUCGCGCGAGAAGCACGCGACGCAGCUUCCACCAAGCGCACCCACCAGAUCGAGAUGGACGCACGCCAACACGAGGUGGAGAAUGUGCAGCUGAAGGCCCGAAUCACCGAUCUCGAGCUCAAGCUCAAGUCGCUCGAAGAGCAGCGCAAGCACUUGGAGUCUGUGACUGCCACGGAGCGUGGCAAGCUUCUCGCUCAGGUGGCCGAACUCGAGGCCAAGGUGGAGCAAUCGAGCAAGCGAACCUUCACCGGCUCGCGAAUCGCCAACGCGCGAUCUGAGGUCAUUAGUGCGGCUUCGUCGCCUUCUGGAUCGACGAGCACGAGCGCUGUGCGUCGUCCCGGAGCUGGGCUGGUUCGAGCUCCGUCGGACGCCUCAUCCCGUGCACCUGCUUCUUCAUCUGACAAGCGCACCGAAUCUACUGGCGCAGCUUCUUCUUCUUCUUCUUCGCCUGCUGCAACCGAGCCCGGCAAGCUCCCGCGCGCCACUGCUACUACUGGCUCGACGCUUGACGCGAACAAGUUUGUCCGCACAGCGACCAGCCCAGCCAUCGUCACUGGUGCUGCUACGACUGACACUGCCAAGGCUACUCCUCGUCCAGUGCCCGGUGCGAGCAAUGGUGCUGCUCGCGUCAGCGGUGGAUUCAGACCCAAGAGCGAGAUCGACAGCGACGUGUUCAAGCCUGACAAGACCUACUCUUAUCAGGAGCUGGUGAAGAAGCCGUUUGGCGUGAACGAGGCCAUGAUGGAGCAUUACCUCUCAGACGCCGAGUUCCAAGAGCUGUUCGAGUGCACCAAGUCCGAAUUCAGCAAGCAGCCCAAGUGGAAGCAGCUUGAGCGCAAGAAAGCCCUUCGUCUCUUCUAGUUUGGGUCAGGCGCUGCUGUUCGGAGUCCUUGCGGUGCUCUUGGGAGUAUUCUGGCUGUAUUGGGGCGUUUUUCAAUGAGCUUGUUGUCCUUUUUUUUCCUUUCUUUUCUUUUUGGUGUGUUUGUUUUUGUUUGGCGUGGAUGUUAUUGGGUGGAUUUUGAGUUUUUCCGAUUCAAAAUGCGUUUUUGAAGUGUGUUUUGCA
Molecule: messenger RNA, 4453 nt
Organism: Capsaspora owczarzaki ATCC 30864
Lineage: Eukaryota; Filasterea; Ministeriida; Capsasporidae
Exons: 5
Coding region: 1-4251 (1416 amino acids)
Biological process (GO): cytoskeleton organization
Molecular function (GO): phospholipid binding; actin binding
Source: RefSeq, a predicted model, not a curated record